Molecule: messenger RNA, 5480 nt
Organism: Hippocampus comes (tiger tail seahorse)
Lineage: Eukaryota; Metazoa; Chordata; Actinopteri; Syngnathiformes; Syngnathidae
Gene: knl1
Product: kinetochore scaffold 1
Exons: 34
Coding region: 270-5303 (1677 amino acids)
Biological process (GO): cell division; protein localization to kinetochore; attachment of spindle microtubules to kinetochore
Cellular component (GO): nucleus
Source: RefSeq, a predicted model, not a curated record
AGGAUUUGUAAAGAAUUCUGCAAUCUCUCAUUAUCAAACCAAAUGAACAAAGAAUCGAAAUAAAUUAUGGUAAAACCAACGGCAGGAUUUAACUGCGCAUGCGCGGCGGCGGCUAAAUUCAAAACUCCAGACGACGUUAACUUCUCGUUGACGUUUGAUCGAACACAGUUUAUUUUUUUACGCUUUAAAUCUUCAGCCUUUGAAGUUAUGGUUACACUUAUUUGUUAACGCUUAACAAUAUUUACUAAUUCACAAGUCACCACUGAGAGAUGGAGCUCUUGGACUCUGGCAAGAAUGAUGAAAACAGUGGAUACUUCUCCAGGAGACGCAUUUCUUCUAUCCUUAAAGACCCACGGAAAUCAACAAGAUUCUCAGAUGCAGAGCAACAGGAAAAUGAGGUUGAGUGUGCCAAACCGGUAGGAAAAAGAAAUUCCAGAAGGGUUAGCUUUGCACCAGCCAAUGAUGUCCUUCUUUAUUCCAAGGAUGCGAAACAUGCCUCCCCCGUUCGCGGUCCAUUCCAAGAGUUAAUGUCUACAGCGAUACCAGCGCAAAAUGGCGUCCAGGUGUCAGUUGGUGAAGAGGGGAUCGUUCAACAAAUAAUGGGAAUGGAACCACUGAUAAGCGCAACUCUUCAUGCCUAUGAACCAAAAGGAAAUGCCAACUUUGAACUUGGGGAAGGCUUUGGAGAGAAAACCGUGAUGUAUAAUGAGGAUGAUGGCUUCAUGGAAAUGACCCAGAGUCACACUAUCAACAUUGCUGAUACUGACGACUAUCGUGUAGACGGCACACAGAAAAGUAGACCCACUUUGCUUUCUUGUGGAAAGAAGAGUACAAUGUCCUCAGCAAAUGGCGGAUCCAUGGAUAUGAGCCUCAGCCACAACGCGAACAUCGCAAGAGAGUUAGAAAUGUCAUGCACUGGCCGAAUCACUGAUUUUAGUGUUAUGUCAUCAGUGCUCACUUUAGAUCCUUCUUUCAACAACUUGCUCCAUUCAAAGUCACACGGAUCAAGUGUGAGACAACGCGAAACCACAUUCGAAACUAAAAUGUCCCCGAUUAAAACCCAGAUGGUAGAUGUGGACAAGGAAAAUCAAGCUCCAAUUUUGGUUCAUUCUGAAACGGGGAAAUCACCUCAUAACGGCAAGAAUAAUGGACUCUCUGACGAUGGCAAGAUGGAUGUGACAGUUACUCACACGGGCCACGUUGCAGGAUUGAAUGAUGACCCAGAUGAUCCUUUUCAGUGUCUUUUUCCCCGGCAAGAAAUGUAUUCCCAAUGUGAUGCUGCAUCACAAGCAAGACACACCAGAAUAACACUGGGAUCAUCCAAUCCAAAAGCAGCAGCGUUUGGAAACAGGUUGGAGAAGGAAAAUGCUGAAGAAGCGACCCUUCAGAUAGCUGAUAAAAACGCUUUAAAGAACCAUUCUUUUCAUGCACUUCAAGAGCAACGGGACAAUUCUAAAGAAAAAUCCACAGAGAAAGUAACAGGUUUCACUGCAGAUGACGCCUGUCUGGACAUGGCGCAGAGUUGUACUGCUAAAAUCACAGGAGCGCUGUCCCCUCCUCCUGCUCCAAAUUUCAACCAUUUUCUUUGUGAAGGAAAAACAGCCCUUUUAGCGCCAUCAAUGGAAAAGAAACACAGAGCUACUACUGGGCACCCUGUUUCAUCUGGAAUAAGUUUGGACCCCAAAUUUGAAAAAUUCCUUGCAAACAUCUUUAAAACAGAUGGCCCCAGAGUCAAUCCUAGACAUGCCAGAAUGACUCAGGUUAACCCUCUGGUUAGGGCAAAUGAGCAACCUUUCAACGGAGAUCCAAUGUGUCCCAAAGAGGACCUGAGCAUGAAUAUGACAAAAUUUCAUAGAGACGAUGUUACACGGAUUGAUGAGCCUCUCCGAUGUCUCCUACCUACACAAUUAAUACACCCUAAAGGUCAACAAGCCACAUUUCAUCAGCUGUUCUCUGAUGAACAGAGGUCAUCUUAUAACACAGGAAAGGAAAUCCCAUUGAAGCGGUCUUUGAAAACUCAGAUCCAUUCUGCCACACAAGAGGACGACGGAGAGCGGGCAGUGAGAUUGACAUCUGACAAUUCCAACUUGGAUGUGACUCAAAGUGGCUCUGUCAAUACGCCUCGUACUUUCACAAUACAGUCGCACAAAAUUCUGGACAGUUUGCCUAGCAGUUAUGAGAGAACCGUCAGGUUCACAGCAAAUGACGCCGCAAUGGAUAUGACCCAAAGUCUUACCAUAAACAUUGACCUGCCUUUUGAACCAGGUGCACACAAAAGUGUCCCCUUGAUAAAUGCUGGAGGAGAGAAUACCAUCAGGUUUUCAGCAAAUGACGCAGCCAUGGAUAUGACGCAAAACCUCACCACAAUAAUUGAUACUCGGUCUGAAACAGGCGCGCACAAAGAAGUCAACUCUGUACCUCAAGGAGGAGAAAAAACCAUCAGGUUUUCAACAAAUGACGCAGCCAUGGAUAUGACGCAAAGCCUCACUGCAAUGACUGAUACUCCCUUGGACCCAGAAGCACACAAAAAUCACUCCGUAGCUACUGGAGGAGACAAAACCAUCAGGUUUUCAGCAAGUGACGCGGCGAUGGAUGUGACGCAAAGAAAAAGAUCUUUAUCAGUACUCCGUUUCAAUCCAGGACAAAAUAUCUUUUGUAAUACAGAUUUCUCUUGGCCUCACCGCGUGGUCACCAAAGCAGAUCCUCCGGCAGAACCAUCCUUUGCAGAAGCUGUUGACACAAACUGCUUCAUGCCAGCCCAACUUAAAACAUUGGAUGUGGAUGAUAAAUACAAAGUCCCAGGAGUUACUACUCUCCAUGACAGCCUUUUAAGUACACAAAAGAACGCGGACGGCACUUUACAUAGAGUAGAUGUAAGCAUCAACGCGACAGAUGUUCAAACAGACUCAUCAACACAACGCCCAUAUGCUGAUGUUCGAGGCACCCAAGAGAUGACUUCACAGCAGACCAGUCAAGAGCUUGGUCGAGAUGUAGAGGAAAGUCCAGAUGCUGUCAACUCCGAAGAAACCCAAAGUCGCAAAGAAGACGAAUCAAGGAAUCAAACCAGUUCUUUGUCACAGAAGUUAAAUUCACCCGGUGCAGGUGACGAUGGCAGAGAUUCAAGUCAGUCUGCACGAUUCCGCAUUGCUGAUCUCCAGUUAAAAGUAAGGCGCUUGAGCCAGAUGGUAAGCGCGACCUCUGAGGCUAAUUUGGAGCCUGACACUGACAAAAACACAAAAGAGGAGCACAAUGAGUCUGAAUUUGUGCCGGAUGUUCGACCGGCUUUAAGAGACACAGAGGAUGAGGAUAUGCGAUAUGGUCCACAAGGCUACACCGCUGUGGGAACGCCUUUCAAGUUGAAGACUCCAGAGCUGAUGUUGAGACUGUCCAUGAGAGGCUUUAAGCCAAAACUGCCACAAAGAACCAGAGCUGACGAACCAAAGAAGGCAGACUCCGCCUCUGGCAUUUCUCAGGAAAAAUCAACAAGGAGGACAGCAACCGACGUGACCAAUACACUCAACAAAUGGAAUGAUGACGAAGUGAGUGACAUUUAUGAUGAAGAGCUUGGUAGCUGCGAAGAUUUAUCCGACACAUCGGACACCAAAAUCUCGGAAAACGCAAUCCCUUUUGAAGACUUCAACAUCGAUAAAACCUUACCGGACAAUGUUUUUCAAGAAAACAGCCCAAACGGCGCCCAAGGGAUAAAGAGACGCUUGCCAUCCGACGAAAACCAGACAGGGGACGAAAAGAAAAUGAAGGCAUCCAGUGUGAUGUUACCGGAGGCUGUUGCAACGGAAAUACCCGCUCAUGUUCCGGAAUACGAUCGUGGGAACACCACCACGGUUCCAUCAUCAAACCAGACGAUGGAUUCCUCCAACAGUAGCCUCUCAAACAGCAGCCGAAGUGAUGCUACAUUUAAUUCCACUUUUAAACACAGCAUGUUGGAAUCCCACCUUGAAGACCGGGAUAUGCAGAAAUUAAAAGAUGGCAGCAUCACGGCGCUAGAGUUCUUUAAACUCUUCAACAUAGACUUUGUGAUCCAUAAACCCCGGCAAAGCGUCCUUCCCGGCAGGGUUCCACGUGGCACCGGUUGCUCAGCAAUGGAUAUAUUAAAAAACAAACAUAUAAAUUAUCCUAAACGAAUUGCCUAUGAGGCUGAUUUCGAGAUUGUCUCUCAGAAGAUGGAAGGAUUGAAUUGCAGAAUGUUGGACUUAAACAAACCUCUCAAGGUGAUCAAUCAUGAUUUGUGGGCAGAUGUGAAAAAAUCUUCAGAAAAGGAGAUCAGAGCUUUGGGCGUGAAGCUAAAAGAAAGAAACAAUUUCUUCAGAAAGAUGAGCAAAGUCCGCGCACAUGAAAUGAAGGCCGUCCUGUACUCGUCUCUUGUACAGACUCUUGCGGACGAGCAACAGAAAUUCAAAAGUGCAGUUGAAUCUAAUGAGAUGAUCCAAAUUCUGGACAAUUGUAUUGGUGAUUUGGAAGCAGAGCUAGCAGCAGUUGAGGAAAAAGGAACUGAAAACAUGUCAAGUCUGAAGUCACUCCAGGAAGAAAUGAAGAACGUCAACGAGGCUUUGGAUGACAAAAACCGACAAAUACAUGAGCUGGAGGUGCAAAAGAAGCAGGCUUCAGGGAAAUUGAGCAGUCUGAAAGCUGAGACAAGAAACCUUGAGAGCUUCAUCGGCACGCUUCAUACGCUGACUGAAUGGAGGUUUCGAGAAAAGACGGAAAACUACACCGUGUACACUUUCCUCUACGACACAUUGCAUUUGCAGCUGGUGCACGCAGGAAACAGCGCUGAAAAGGAACCUGAGCAUAAAACUGCACAAGUGAAUUUCCAAUUUCUUCUUCAUGAUGAGGAUUCAGAGAGCCACGCGUGCUUGGUUCACAAACUGCUCUCUCAGCACAUCAAGGGUGAAACGGCCUGGGUUGAGAGGUACCCAACGAGUAGCUGCAUUCCAAAGUUGCUCCAUGACGUGUCCUCGGUGGUGAGUACCUGCCGCCUCUUGGGAGAGGAGUUACGAAUGCUGAAAAUGUGGGGAGGUUUACGGCUGAAUAUCGUGGAUAUUCGCUGUGAGGACACUCGAGUAAAUCUUGUCUUCAGCAGUCUGAGGAAGCGUUGCAAGUUUGAGGUCACCUUGUCAGUCACCAUAGCCAACCACCUGUAUGUUCUUCAAGUGCAUGGCUUCAACAACGUCAUUGGAGACACAACGGCCAAGCAGAUUGAGCGGAUUGUGGAAUCAUUCACUCCAGCCAAGAAGCUCUUGACAAAAAUUGUCAAAAAGAUUAAUUGUGAUCUACUUGGUUGAAAUAUGUACAGUGUGCACUUUUAACCGUAGUUUUGUACCUGUAUUGAAGUUGGUGAUUUCAUAAGAACGCGUGGAAUUCUCGAAUUACUGCACUCAGUAUGUCUUUAUUAUGUAACUCUUUUAGUUAAAGACCCUUUUGCAUGUAAUAUCCUUGGUAAAAUAAAUGUCAUGAAACAA